Molecule: messenger RNA, 1248 nt
Organism: Daucus carota subsp. sativus
Lineage: Eukaryota; Viridiplantae; Streptophyta; Magnoliopsida; Apiales; Apiaceae
Product: 26S proteasome non-ATPase regulatory subunit 8 homolog A
Exons: 6
Coding region: 82-885 (267 amino acids)
Biological process (GO): proteasome-mediated ubiquitin-dependent protein catabolic process
Cellular component (GO): cytosol; proteasome regulatory particle, lid subcomplex; nucleus
Source: RefSeq, a predicted model, not a curated record
CCUCAGUUUCUUGUGCAAAAAGAAAGGGAGACAAGCCCAUUGAAGCUCUGCAAUCAGAUCACUCACAGAAAGAGAGAGAAGAUGGAUCCAAAGCUAACUGAGUUAUCUCAGCUCUUUGAGAGAUUCAAAGCUGCUAUGACGCGUGGUGAUUUUGAUUCUUGUUCUAAUUUCUUGUCUCAACUCAAGGUCAUGCUAACUGGAUUUAGAAGUCUUCCUCCUUUGUUUGAAGCAACACCUAAUGCUGUACAUGAGUUGACAAUAGCAAGGGAUAUAUAUGAGCAUGCAGUUGUGUUGAGUGUUAAGACUGAGGAUCAGGAUGCUUUUGAGAGGGAUUUCUUUCAGCUGAAGCCUUUCUACACAGAUGCAGGGGACCGUCUUCCACCAUCCCCUCAGGAAUUCCCCAUAUUGGGUCUCAAUCUCCUGAGACUACUAGUGCAGAAUAGAAUUGCUGAGUUCCAUACUGAACUGGAGUUACUUUCAGCCAGCGCAUUAGAGAAUCCUUGCAUCAGACAUGCUGUAGAAUUGGAACAGUCUUUCAUGGAAGGCGCUUACAACAGAGUGUUAAGUGCUAGGCAGUCUGUACCUCAUGAAACCUAUGUCUACUUUUUGGAUCUUUUGGCAAAGACAGUCAGGGAUGAAAUAGCUGGAUGCAGUGAAAAGGCUUACGACACUCUUUCAGUAGCUGAUGCCCGACAAAUGUUGCUGUUCUCGACAGACCGAGAACUUUCUGAAUAUAUUAAUGAGGAGCAUCCCGAGUGGGAGAUGAAGAAUGGGUUGGUUACUUUUCAGAAGGCAAAAGAAUCUGCUCCUUGCAAGGAGAUACCGUCUCUGCAGCUCAUAACUCAGACACUUAGUUACGCAAGGGAGUUGGAGCGCAUAGUGUGAUAGAUUCCCGGGGUCUUUAUGUUUUUCUGUCAUCUUUCUGUGUUAUUGUUGUUAAAUCCUCUUACUCAGUGCAAUAUAAUUGGACAAUGAUGAGGAAAAAUUGUUGAAGGGGACCAUUCUAUAUUAUUUUCCCAUAUGAAUCAAGUAGACUGUAGAAACAACCAUACUCUUCAUGUGGUUUGGCUUUCAGUUGCCUUUUGCUACUGUAUAGCCUUUUGACUUUGUAAUUGUUUCCAGCAGGCUAAAACUUGAAUGGAUUGGUGUCUGUCAAGAUAGGAUAACUUGCAGCUCACUUUUAAUCAUUUAAAUCUUAUCUGAUUAGAUGAUUUGGACCCCAAAAGUAUGAAAUUUGUUUUCUGUCCA